Molecule: messenger RNA, 7525 nt
Organism: Oxyura jamaicensis (ruddy duck)
Lineage: Eukaryota; Metazoa; Chordata; Aves; Anseriformes; Anatidae
Gene: PTCH1
Product: patched 1
Exons: 24
Coding region: 415-4290 (1291 amino acids)
Biological process (GO): smoothened signaling pathway
Cellular component (GO): plasma membrane
Molecular function (GO): hedgehog receptor activity; smoothened binding; hedgehog family protein binding
Source: RefSeq, a predicted model, not a curated record
AGCAGCGCGGGCGGCGGCGGCCACCCCGGCCGGGCGGCGAGGAGCGGCGGCGGCAGGCGGCGGAGGACGGGAGGCAGCCGGCGCGCCGCGGCGCCCGACCGGGAGUAUCUGCAGCGGCCGAGCUACUGCGAUGCGGCGUUCGCCCUGGAGCAGAUCGCAAAGGGGAGAGCGACCGGGAGGAAGGCGCCGCUGUGGCUGCGAGCAAAGUUUCAGAGACUGCUCUUUAAACUGGGCUGCUACAUUCAAAAGAACUGCGGCAAGUUUCUGGUGGUCGGCCUCCUCAUUUUCGGGGCGUUCGCUGUCGGAUUACGGGCCGCCAACCUCGAGACCAACGUGGAGGAGCUGUGGGUGGAAGUUGGUGGACGAGUGAGCCGGGAGCUAAAUUACACACGGCAGAAGAUUGGAGAAGAGGCCAUGUUUAACCCCCAGCUCAUGAUUCAGACUCCACAUGAAGAUGGUGCUAAUGUACUAACAACAGAAGCGCUCCGACAGCACCUUGACUCUGCGCUUCAGGCCAGCAGAGUACAUGUCUAUAUGUACAACAGACAAUGGAAAUUGGAACAUUUAUGUUAUAAAUCAGGAGAACUCAUCACAGAAGCAGGUUACAUGGACCAGAUCAUAGAAUAUCUUUAUCCUUGCUUAAUUAUCACUCCUUUGGACUGCUUCUGGGAGGGAGCAAAGCUACAGUCAGGAACUGCCUAUCUAUUAGGAAAGCCUCCUUUGCAGUGGAUCAACUUUGACCCCUUAGAAUUCUUGGAAGAGUUAAAGAAAAUAAACUACCAAGUGGAGAGCUGGGAAGAAAUGCUGAAUAAAGCAGAGGUUGGUCAUGGUUAUAUGGAUCGACCUUGCCUGAAUCCUGCUGAUCCUGAUUGCCCAAUCACAGCUCCCAAUAAAAAUUCCACCAAACCUCUUGAUGUAGCCCUUGUUUUGAGUGGUGGAUGCUAUGGACUGUCAAGAAAAUACAUGCAUUGGCAGGAAGAGUUGAUUAUUGGUGGUACAGUCAAGAACAGUUCUGGUAAACUUGUCAGUGCCCAGGCUUUGCAAACCAUGUUUCAGUUAAUGACUCCUAAGCAAAUGUAUGAACACUUCAAGGGGUAUGAAUAUGUUUCACAUAUCAACUGGAAUGAGGAUAAGGCAGCAGCAAUUCUGGAAGCCUGGCAGAGGAUGUAUGUUGAGGUUGUUCAUCAAAGUGUUGCACAAAACUCUACUCAGAAGGUGCUUUCUUUUACUACAACCACCCUGGAUGACAUCCUGAAGUCAUUUUCUGAUGUCAGCGUCAUCAGAGUAGCUAGUGGCUACUUACUAAUGCUUGCCUACGCCUGUUUAACAAUGUUGCGGUGGGAUUGUGCCAAGUCUCAGGGUGCUGUGGGGCUGGCAGGAGUCUUGCUGGUUGCUCUCUCAGUGGCUGCAGGAUUAGGCCUGUGCUCAUUGAUUGGAAUUUCCUUUAAUGCUGCCACAACUCAGGUUUUGCCUUUUCUUGCUCUUGGAGUUGGUGUAGAUGAUGUUUUCCUUCUGGCACAUGCGUUCAGUGAAACAGGGCAGAAUAAGAGAAUUCCAUUUGAGGACAGAACAGGUGAAUGUUUGAAGCGAACAGGAGCAAGUGUAGCCCUUACAUCUAUCAGCAAUGUUACUGCUUUCUUUAUGGCUGCCUUAAUCCCUAUUCCUGCUUUACGAGCAUUUUCACUCCAAGCAGCAGUUGUGGUGGUAUUCAACUUUGCUAUGGUUCUGCUGAUAUUUCCUGCUAUCCUGAGCAUGGACCUUUAUCGUCGAGAAGACAGGAGGCUGGAUAUAUUCUGCUGUUUCACAAGUCCGUGUGUCACUAGAGUGAUUCAGAUUGAGCCUCAAGCAUAUGCGGAAAAUGACAAUACUUGCUACAGUCCUCCACCCCCGUACAGCAGUCACAGUUUUGCACAUGAAACCCAGAUUACAAUGCAGUCUACAGUGCAGUUGCGCACAGAAUAUGAUCCCCAUACGCAGGUGUACUACACCACAGCAGAACCCCGCUCAGAAAUAUCUGUACAGCCUGUGACAGUGACUCAAGAUAAUCUUAGCUGCCAGAGCCCAGAAAGCACAAGCUCGACGAGGGAUUUGCUUUCCCAAUUUUCAGACUCCAGUAUGCAUUGCCUUGAGCCACCCUGUACAAAGUGGACACUCUCAACUUUUGCAGAAAAACAUUACGCUCCAUUCCUCCUGAAACCAAAAGCUAAGAUUGUGGUUAUUUUUCUUUUCCUGGGUUUACUUGGGCUCAGCCUUUAUGGAACUACCCGGGUAAGAGAUGGACUAGAUCUCACAGACAUUGUACCACGGGAGACACGGGAAUAUGACUUUAUUGCCGCACAAUUCAAGUACUUUUCAUUCUACAACAUGUACAUUGUGACACAGAAAGCAGACUAUCCAAAUGUCCAGCACUUACUUUAUGAACUUCACAAAAGUUUCAGCAAUGUGACAUAUGUUUUGUUGGAAGAGGAUAGGCAGCUUCCCAAAAUGUGGUUGCACUACUUUCGAGACUGGCUGCAAGGACUUCAGGAUGCAUUUGACAGCGACUGGGAAACUGGGAAGAUCACUUACAACAAUUAUAAAAAUGGAUCUGAUGAUGCUGUUCUGGCUUACAAACUCUUGGUACAAACAGGCAACAGAGCAAAGCCCAUUGACAUCAGCCAGUUGACUAAACAGCGUCUGGUGGAUGCAGAUGGAAUCAUUAACCCAAAUGCUUUCUACAUCUACCUGACAGCCUGGGUUAGCAAUGACCCUGUGGCCUAUGCUGCCUCUCAAGCCAACAUCCGGCCUCACCGCCCAGAAUGGGUCCAUGACAAAGCAGACUAUAUGCCAGAAACAAGGCUGAGAAUUCCAGCAGCUGAGCCCAUAGAAUACGCUCAAUUUCCUUUCUACCUCAAUGGAUUGCGUGAAACUUCUGACUUUGUGGAAGCUAUCGAGAAAGUGAGAGCUAUCUGUAGUAACUACACCAGUCUGGGGAUCGCCAGCUACCCAAAUGGUUACCCGUUUCUAUUCUGGGAGCAGUACAUUGGGCUUCGCCACUGGCUCCUCUUAUCCAUUAGCGUGGUUUUGGCUUGCACGUUUCUGGUGUGUGCCCUCUUCCUCCUAAACCCCUGGACGGCUGGGAUCAUUGUGGUGGUGCUGGCUCUGAUGACUGUGGAGCUGUUCGGCAUGAUGGGUCUAAUUGGAAUAAAACUGAGUGCAGUGCCUGUGGUUAUCCUGAUUGCUUCCGUUGGGAUUGGUGUGGAAUUCACAGUUCAUGUUGCUUUGGCAUUUUUAACUGCCAUAGGAGACAAGAACCAUAGGGCUGUCCUUGCCCUGGAACAUAUGUUUGCACCAGUGCUGGAUGGAGCUGUGUCCACGCUGCUUGGAGUGUUAAUGCUCGCAGGAUCAGAGUUUGAUUUUAUUGUCAGGUAUUUCUUUGCUGUUUUGGCAAUCUUAACCAUUCUGGGAGUUCUCAAUGGAUUGGUGCUGCUUCCUGUUCUUCUUUCAUUCUUUGGACCAUACCCUGAGGUUUCACCAGCCAAUGGACGAAACAGAUUACCCACACCAUCUCCUGAGCCACCCCCCAGCAUCGUGAGGUUUGCUCUGCCACCUGGGCACACAAAUAAUGGAUCAGAUUCCUCUGACUCAGAGUACAGCUCCCAAACCACGGUGUCAGGCAUCAGUGAAGAGCUCCAUCAUUAUGAGGCUACCCAAGGUCCCGGGGCACCGGUCCAUCAAGUAGUAGUGGAAGCCACUGAGAAUCCCGUCUUUGCAAGAUCCACUGUGGUUCAGCCAGAGACGAGGCACCAGUCAAGUCCCAGAUUACAAUCAAAUCCAGAGGCCAGCACACAGCAGGCGUGGCGUCAGGGCAGACAACCCAAACGGGAAGUGAGGGAAGGGCUGCGACCACCUCCUUACCGCCCUCGCAGGGACGCUUUUGAAAUUUCUACUGAAGGGCAUUCAGGACCCAGCAAUAGGGAUCGCGUGGGCCACCGGGCUCGUUCUCAUAACAUGAGAAGCCCAGUGUUCGGUGCCAUGGGCACCUCGGGACCAGCGUACUGCCAGCCUAUCACUACUGUGACUGCCUCAGCUUCAGUGACUGUCGCUGUCCACCCUGCUGUGCACAGCCACAGCUCUCGGGGAGGAAGCUUUCCGUCCUACGAGGGAUACCAUGAAGCUGACCAUGGGAUGUUUGAGGACCCCCAUGUGCCUUUUAAUGUGCGGUGUGAAAGAAGAAAUUCUAAAGUAGAAGUUAUAGAGCUUCAAGAUGUCGAAUGUGAGGAAAGGACAGCUGGCAAAAGCUCAGUGUAAAGAGGGUGAUAACUGAAGCAAAGAAGAGGCCAAAGAUGGAAAACUGUAUUUCCAGAACUGCUUGAAGAGAAGAACUGCUUGAAGUUAUAGAAAAGGACAUGCUGCAUCAGGACAACAGUUCACUGUUACUGUAACCUAUUGUAUUAUUUUGUUAAAUAUUUCUUUAAGUAUUUAAAAGAUGUACACAUAUGUAAUAUACAAAAAAUCAAUGUAAAGUAGUAUAAUCUGGAGUCAUUUGCCUUCAGACAAUAGAGUGGGGACAUUUUUGUUUGUGCUCUGUACUUAUUGUACAUUGAUCUCUGUGCCACAACUAAGCUUAAUCUAGUUCUAAAUUUCAGCAUAAGUUGCUGCUGCUUAAAUAUUGUAUAAUUUACUUGUAUAAUUCUAUGCAAAUAUUGCUUAUGUAAUAGGAUUUUUUUUGUAAAGGUACAUGUCUGUUUAAAAUAUUUUAAGUUUGCAUAUCACAACCCUGUGGUAGUAUGAAAUGUUACUGUUAACUUUCAAACACGCUAUGCGUGGUAAUUCUUUAAAAUAAGCAGAUAUGAAGAAAAGCACGUUAAUCUUGGAGGCUUAAAUAGAUUUAGCUAUGUGCAGGUUUUGUUUUGCUGUGUGUAUCCACGUGUGCAUCUGGAAUUAUGCAUGCCUGUGCAUGUGUGUUCCUGAUGCACUGUAGUUUCUCUUAUACUGUAUGGUAACCUUUAGUGGGCUUGUAAACCCGCUAAUGCUGAUGUGAGUCUGCCUUUCCCUCUUAGCAGGCAGUACUGAAAACUGCGUUGUUUACCAACAUGUACCAUAGACUGCCAUCAACAAAGGCCCAAGAUAAAAUAGAAGAGAAGACAGGGAGUCAGGGUGUUGGUGUUGUGGUUCUGUUUCCCACACUGUUGAUGACCUGGUUCACGAGACUUUGGUCAAGUCACUUAACUGCCCUGUGCCUCAGUUUCUCGUUCUGUAAAAUGGGUAUAAUUAUACUUACCUACCUCCAGGAGAGUUGUGAGGCUUAAUUACUGUUCGUGAAGUGCUUUGAUACUUUUUUAAAAGGUGCCAGGUAAGUGCAAAAACUAUAUUAUUUUGUCACUUCCAGAGGUGCUGGAUAUUGAGAGGUGCUGGUGGUUACAGAAAUUCAAUGAGCAUAUGCCGUAUUUUGAUGCUGUUAAUAACUAUGAGUGGCAUUACAAGCUGAAUAAUCGAGUUGUCUGAUGGUGAGCCACAGCUCAGCUUUGUCCUUAUAGCAUUCAAAGCAGUAUCUUCUGUCACCUUAUUUUCAUGGCAGGAAAGAAGUUAAUAGUAAGUGAUAAAAAUCAAAUGGAAGGAUAAAUAUAUAUAUAUAUAUAUAUAUAAAACUUCUGUUUUCACUUAUUAAGUAUAAAUGGCUUUCUAUUGGGUCCAGGACUGUAAUUAAUGACACACAAGACCUGGGGUGUUAUUUUCUCUGUUGUUUGUAUUUUCCCAUGCUGCAUUGGCACUUUUAAUUAAAACAGCUAAAUGGGGAUCUCUUUGCAAAACUAAUUUAGCUUUUUGUAUUAUUAUUUUUUAACUAAAGAUGGAUUGCUGCAGGUGAAGGGUCUGAAAAAAAAACAACACAACAAUAUGUGUUCUGGUUGGAAACAAACCCUAAGUAUGGAGAACCUUAGAUUAAAAUACUAGAAGAAAAGCUUUCAUUAUCUCUGUCCUCUGCUUACUCCAUUAUUUUUUUCUGCCCUUCUACAAGUUGUUUUUUAGAGCAGGUAGAAGUGCAAAUGUGUGUUCGGAGCCAAGUAAACACAGCCAAUAUUCAGUUUCUAAAUACAGCACUGGUGAGGCUUUUCUUCAAGCCCGAUGCCGGAAGGGCAGUGGCUGGUUCUUUGAUGGGAAAGGGUAUUUCUCCAGUGGCUUCAGGGAGUCUAUCUUUGCCCACAGACCUUCCUAGCGCAGCAAAUGGGGAUAACUAGAAUGCACAAAUUUCCAUGCCUUUUUUUUUUGCUCACUUGAAAACACUUUGAUAUGAGGCACUUGUUUACAGAUCUCCAAUGUGAACGCUCGAAGAGCAGGUGAGAGCCUGGUAUUGUUCCCGCGAUACAUAAGCUACUGUUUCAACGUACACUAAGGGUUAAUGUCGCAACUGCCUACUGGUCCAGUUCACUGUCUUAGCAUGAAAACUCUUAAUGGCAAAAAGACGAGGGGCCCCAGUUUAGCACUAGCAGCAUAGUGACCUCAGAUCAUGAAAACUCUGCAACAAAACUGUAUGAUACUAAUUGGAAGCUACCUUCAACUGCCAAGUGCGCGCGCUCCUGUGUCAGAGGUCAGCAGGGCUCCCUCCCACUGACGCUGCCGCCGGCAUGGCCGCAGCAGGCCGCCUCGCCUCGCCUUCCUCCCUCCCUCCUCUUCCUCUGAGGCGGUGGUGGCGAGAGCCUCAGCAUCUCCCACCCCCCCGUGGGUGAGCUGUCUGCUGCUUCGUGCACGGUGUGCGCCGCCUCCUCCAGUAGUCACAUUGGCCAAGGUUGAACUCAGUGGCUGGCAACAUUUGUUCUGUUUUGGCUUUGUCUUAAACUUUUUUAAUCAUGGGUGAUAUUUAUAUUUUUGUAUCAUAAGAAUGUUUUCUUACAGUAUUUGUCAUGCCAGUUUAUAACAAACAAAAUGCAGGGAUUUUAUUUCUAUUGGAAACACUAUUACAGCUAUGUUUUUACUUUUUAAUGGAUUUUUAUUUGUAUAGAGUGCUUACUAAUGUUAAAUAGGAAAGAGUAUAUAACAUUUACAUUAAGGACUCGUCGUAGCUUUUAGCGUUAAGGAGUUAAAAGGAAAAAAAAAAAUAUUCAAACUGGGUCUCAUUGCCUGCCUGUUUUGGUAGGAGUGGGUUUGUGUCAUUUCAGUUACAAAGAUAAAAUUAUGCCAUAUAAUUUAUUUAUAUGAAAAUUUAUUUUUGUAGUGUACAUAGUAGUCAUCAAGUCUUUUGACAGAAGUAUAUUUUUAAAGAGUUAUAUGUAAUGAUGAUACCAUUAUGUUUUGGAACACUGCUGAGAUGUGAUUACGGUGCACACUUUUCCUUGUAAACCCCCUGGCAGAAAAGAAAGUGUUUAACAGUGUUAAGAGAGAAAGAGAGUGUGAAUAUUCAUACAAUUCUGAACUGUGUUUUAGUUACCAUUUGUGAUCUAGUGUGGUUCUCAUUUUAAACUUUGAAUGGAAAUUUUACAAACUCUCUAAAUAUUAAUGUUCAAACACUGAUAGAAAUUCUAACAUGAAUAAAAAAUAUUAUAACUUA